AUGGUUGGGGACUCGGGUAAUGCUGCCCUCCACUACCCACCUGCACUUCCCGACAACGUGCCAGAGCACGUCUUCAACCUCCUCUGUUCGCUACUAACACCUUCCGAGCUCGCCCUCCACUACGACGUCGUCCAGGACUCGGCACCUCCGCAUCUGCCACCCUUCCCUGCACUUGUGCCGCCCAGUAAUGCCGCGUCAGAUAUUCCAAUAGUAGUGCGUCUUGUGCAGAGGUUACAUGCUGCUGUCUACGGUCUGCAAGAUCGCGUCUGGGGCCUAGAAGAAGAUCUCAUUCCGCAGCUCAGCACGCAGCUCGAAGAGAAUCACCUGCAGAUCAGAGAACUCGAUCGAGAAAACAGCAGUUUACAAGACGAGAUCACAGAGCUAAAGCGCAUCGCAGAUUUCAGCACCAAAGUUCUGACUGGAUGCUGGGAGCGCGAAUGGGAGGUUUGGCGCACACUCCUCGAUAUCCAGAGAAGGCGCGAAAUGUACCGUAGUCCUUUGGCAUGCAUCUUCUCGCGCACUCCCACUCCCAGUGUUCAAGACGACGGGCUUUUAGAAUUCUGUAAGCCAGAAGGCUAUGUCGCCCCGCCUCUGCCAACUGGAAAAGUAACACAGGGCCUUCUUAAGAAGAAGGAACUCGAUGCUCUUCUGCUGAUGGCAAAACAGAAUGUCACCAUACUCAUUGAGGAUCUGGGAGAGUUGAAGGGGUUGGCGGAGGCGUAUGAUAAGAGAAAUGCGGCAGAGGAGGGGGUGCGGCCUGUUGAAGGGUCGCGGAGGGAUGUCUGA
Alternaria metachromatica is the source of this 786-nucleotide messenger RNA. RefSeq lists its product as uncharacterized. The transcript is spliced from 2 exons. NCBI's taxonomy places the organism in Eukaryota, Fungi, Ascomycota, Dothideomycetes, Pleosporales, Pleosporaceae. Bases 1 to 786 code for a protein of 261 amino acids. The record is from RefSeq and is a predicted model, not a curated record.